Drosophila bipectinata is the source of this 1086-nucleotide messenger RNA. RefSeq lists its product as uncharacterized. The record is from RefSeq and is a predicted model, not a curated record. NCBI's taxonomy places the organism in Eukaryota, Metazoa, Arthropoda, Insecta, Diptera, Drosophilidae.
CGGCCAACAACGCCGGCUCGGAUAGCUGUGGACGGGAAGCGGAAACUGGCUGGAAGAAGCGGAAACCGGUGAAACCAUAGCCCAGAGUGGGGUGGGGGUCCAAAAUGACUAAAUAUAUAAAACAUUAUAAGGAUGUUUGUGACGCAGCCUCGACAGCAAUGCCAUCGCCUCCAUGUACCAAUCUUCUCUAGGAUUAUCUCGCUGCGCCGGUGCCUUAUGACCCAGCCAAGAGUCGGGACCUCGCCCCUGGCCUGGCGGCUGCCCCGUGUAGUCGAAACCACACUUCAGAAACCAAGCCUGGUCGACCUGCAGCGGGAGCAGCUGAACCCUUUUGGAGAGGACUACCGCAUUUACCAGCAGAAUAUCGAUCUGGAUGCGUUUUUUGGCGAGGAACCCAAAUACGAAAAGGUCUCCGAUGUUUGCCUCCUCAAUGAUCACUUUAUUUUGGUGAAGAUGCCUCCCCCUGAACCGACGCCUCCUCCUCCGAAGUCAAAGAUCCCCCGAUGCUUCAAGUGCAACCGCGGCAGCCGGGUUUCGCCCGUUCAGGAGGAAGUGGAGGAUGAUGCGACCAGUCCACAAAAGUCUGGCUGCCUGCAACCCUGGUCUUCCCGCGACCAGGAGGAGAUUGAGGAAUUCGAUUCUAGCACCAGACUGACAAGUGGGACCAACCCAGUGGACCAGCCCGCUUCCGUGAUAGUUGAGCAGCCGCAUCCUACACUCCAGCUGGAGGCUAUUCAAUCGACAGCCCCUGAAGGUGCCCUCCAGGUUGUUCCCAUCAGCCGGGGACCGCUCCACUGGUUCCUCUGGCCCUUUCGCCGGCGCGAAACCAAACCCCCACUGGCCGCCGUCCACAAGACCUACUUUGUCCGCUGGACCAAGCCUCCGGAUACGCUCUGGCCAGGAUUCGGAGUGGACAGGACGGAAGAAAGAAAAUUUAAACUACGACGAUGUCGAUCGGCUGUUUUUUGAACUAUCCUGGAAGUACAUCAUUUCUUGUAUAUAUUUUCUACGCAAAGUAAUAUAAGGGUCCAUAUCGUAGGAUAAUAAUGGUUUCAAAGUAUUUCUUAAUAAUAAAUGCGAUUUAAU